This is a messenger RNA of Verticillium nonalfalfae, 2562 nucleotides long. RefSeq lists its product as uncharacterized. The record is from RefSeq and is a predicted model, not a curated record. The coding region runs from base 1 to 2562 and encodes 853 amino acids. The transcript has 4 exons. Lineage: Eukaryota; Fungi; Ascomycota; Sordariomycetes; Glomerellales; Plectosphaerellaceae.
AUGGUGUCUAAAAGCCAAGUGCUGGCCGUGGGGGCCUACGUCAGUCUUGCUCUGGCCCAGGCAUCACCCUACGUCCCCAGCUGCGCGGCUCCAACAGUAACCGAGACCGUCUACGGCUGCUGCCCAGCUCCCUCCACGGCUACUGUGACCGUUACUCAGACUGUCGUUGGGUGCUGUCAGCCCCCAGAAGCCUCGACUGUCAAUGUCAUCUCUACCGUCUAUGUGACCGAUAUCGUGAGUGAUAUCUAUACACAGGUCGUACCGACCACUGAGUGGGAGACGAUAUCCUACGCCGUGACUGUGACAGAGGCAGUAUGCACUGGACCUCCGCAGUCCGGAUAUCCGCCCAUUGAGACGUACCCAGCCGAACCGUACCCUGUGCCUUCCGAUGCUGAACCUUCUGCGCCGACCUACGGAGAGCCGCCAGCGCCGACGACGUACGCCGCAAGGCGCAUCAGGGCGCCGCCCCCUGAGCUGCCCGAUUGUGUGUACUACACAACGACCAUCUGGGAGACAACCACUCAGCUCAGCACCCAGACUGUUCAUCAGCCAACGACGUACUUCGAGACCGAGACGGUCGUGUCCGGGUCUGUGUCGACAUAUGUCACGACCUACACAUAUAUCAGCGUGGUGCCCACGACAGUGGUGUCCGAUCGCACAGAGUAUGUGACGGAGACGUACAUCAGCGUCUCGACCUUGACCGAAGAAGUGGAUGUGACGGACUACCAGACCGUCACCAAUACGGCCACGGCCACGGCUACUGCUACGCAGACACUGGUAGAGACUGAGGUCGUCACGCUCCCCGGCGAGGUUACGACUAUCGCCGGAGAGGUGACAACACUUCCUGGACAAGUCACAACAAUCCCCGGUGAGGUGACUACACUCCCUGGUCAGGUUACGACGCUGCCGGGCGAAACCAUCACGACGACCAUUACAGAAACAGGCCCGGAAACGACAGUCACAGUCACCGAGGACGGCGAAGUCAUCAUCUCGGUGGUUCCCGGUCCUACCUCUGUCAUAACGACAACUGUAGUGCUCCCUCCCGUUACGGUCACUGACCGUCCUCCCGUGACGCCUUGCCCGGCGCCGACCAACAUCCCAGGUGUCAACCCCGACAUUCCUUACGAUCCAAGUUCCAACCGCACUUGGGGGUGUGAACCUGGCUUCGUCUGCAACCCGCCCAAGCCCGAAGGCUGUAAUUUGUGGGCCGAUUCUCCCGCGAACGACUACGUCUGUCUGCCCAAGUACUGCAUUCCCUCGCCGCAUUAUGCGCUCGCUACUUGGCCAGAAGGAGAAACGAGCUACUACCCGCCUAGUGAAGGCUACUUCAACCUCAACCCUAAUGCUUUCGGCUUGCCCUUCUCCAUCUUUGACUACGAAACGAUUGUCAAGACGUGGAAGCACAAGACUUGGACCAUUACCACGGGUAACUGGGCUUCGGCCACGGAGCUCUCUGUCUACCCUCCUCGGUCGCCAACGACAACAACGAUUCCAGCAUCUCCCCCGGCUUACGAAACACACGCUCAUGGGUAUGGGAAGCGUCAGAAUGAUGAUGACGACGACGAUGAGGAUGACGGCACCACUGCUCCUGCCAUCUGCUUUGAUGACUGCAACAAUUGCUAUAUUGAGGCUGAGGCCGUUGGCAAGUCGCCUCGCCUGUGUGCCUCCGACUCACAAUUCCGCGCUGACUUGCUGACCUGCACCACCUGUAUCGACGCCAACGCUGUAAACGGUGUACUGACUCGCCGUCUUUACGUGACACCCAAGUUUGGUCAGUUUCUCGACUAUUGUGAUAGUCAGGAUCCCGACGAAGUCACCACGUCAUCGAUCGCGUCUCUGCCGCCGCAGCAGUCGGCCGUCGUGUCGAGCAGUGGGUCUGGUGACGAUGUCACAACCACGUCGGCAGUAGCGGCGGAGUCCAAUCCGUCGACGCAGCCCAUCUCGUCUCCUUCGACAUCAGAGGAGGUUUCUGCCACAAGCGAUGCAGAGACAAGUACAUUGACUGUUGUGACGACGACAAUAACAACGACGAGUGAGCCUGUGGCUUCGGGUGUGUCCUCGGUGACAGAGACAGCCUCCCAAGCAGAGCCUGAGACGACCAGCUCUGCCGAGCCUAGUGAGAGUGUAGAGUCCAGCGCCGCUGCUGAGGGCAGCACCACUGUGACUGGGCCUUCAAGUGGUGCUGGAGCUUCCGGCUCGAGUCCUGCUGGGGAGUCUGGGAGUGCCUCUCAAACCGGUAGUGCUCCGGGCGUGUCGGAGACUGAAGAGGCUUCGCCGUCGGUUUCACCGUCUUCUGCCAGCGGCCAGCCCGACACGGGAGCUGGUGCAUCGGAGUCAGGUGCUGCUGGGCCCAGCUCUGGUGCCUCUGGUGCUUCUGGUGCCCCUGGUGCUCCUGGUGCCUCUGGAAACGAGUCUGGCGUGCCCAGCACAACUUCAGGGGUUGCAACAGUACCAACGAACACGGAUGGCGAACCGAUUACGGUUCCCACUGCCGCGGCGAACCGCCUAGGCAGUGGUGCCCUUGCGGCAGCUGUGCCUUUUUUGGUGAUGAUGCUUGUUUGA